Molecule: messenger RNA, 854 nt
Organism: Chilo suppressalis (striped riceborer)
Lineage: Eukaryota; Metazoa; Arthropoda; Insecta; Lepidoptera; Crambidae
Source: the annotation of a GenBank genome assembly
CGUCAAUGAUGAAGACAGUUUACAAGGAGUUUCUAAACAAACGGACAACAUCUUCAACCUGGGAACAUUUUUUAAGGGCCGAUGAUGGACAAAGUGUCGAGUGUAAGCAUUGUAAAAAAGUUUUAAAAACGCCUGGUGGUGCGACUGGAGCAUUACAUACUCACUUGCGGGCUAAAUAUAUCACUGAGGUGCAACACGGCCCACAAGCUUCUACAUCAACAACCGAUAAUGCUCAAAUGCACGAAAAAAGGAAAGGGGACCUACAAGAAGUACCAUCCCAAAAGAAAACUAAACUCACGAUUAUUAUGUGAGUGAAUCUUCCAUGGAGAUUAGAGUGGCUAGAAUGGCAGCAUUGGAUGGUAUCCCGUUGAGCAAAUUCUGCACUUCUGUUGACUUAAGGCAUGUUUUCAAAAAAUCUGGCUAUGAUCUACCGAAAUCGCCAACAACUAUAACUAAGAUAGUUUUAGAGCUAUGUGAUAAUACAAAAAAAACGCUGAUAAAUCUAUUAAAGGAGAUGAAGUCCAAAAACGAAAGGUUCACAAUGACACUCGAUGAAUGGACCUCUACGCGAAAUAAAAGGUAUAUGAAUAUAAAUAUCCACAAUAAAGAUCUGCCAACUAAAUACAAAAAUUUAGGGCUGGUGUAAAUACAGGGUUCAAUGCCAGCAGAUGUAGGAACUCAGUUAAUUCAACAACAUUUGAGCAACUUUGAACUUAGCCUUGAAGAUAUAAUUGCUUUCACAACAGACGGAGCCAGUGUGAUGGUUAAGAUGGGAAAAAAAUUUGAUGGUCACCAUCAAUUGUGUUUUGCCCACGGCAUACAACUUGCGGUGCUCGACGUGCUAUAUAAGUCAC